GCGGGGGCGGCGCUGACAGCUGAGGCGGCUCGCGGCCUCCCGCGCCCCCGGCGCCCGACCUCCACCCGGCCCGGCCCGCCCGGAGCCAUGAGCCCCGGGCUGCUGCUGCUCGCCAGCGCCGUCCUGCUCGCCUUCGGCCUCUGCUGCACCUUCGUGCACCGCGCUCGCAGCCGUUACGAGCACAUCCCCGGGCCGCCGCGGCCCAGUUUCCUUCUAGGACACCUCCCGUACCUUUGGAAAAAGGAUGAGGUUUGUGGCCGCACGCUCCAAGAUGUGUUUUUGGAUUGGACUAAGAAGUAUGGACCUGUUGUUCGAGUCAACGUCUUCCACAAAACCUCGGUCAUCGUCACAAGUCCUGAGUCAGUCAAGAGGUUCCUGAUGUCAACCAAGUACAACAAGGACUUCAAGAUGUACCGCGCGAUCCAGACUGUGUUUGGUGAGAGACUCUUCGGCCAGGGCCUGGUGUCAGAGUGUGAUUACGAGCGUUGGCACAAACAGCGCCGGGUCAUGGAUCUGGCCUUCAGCCGGAGCUCCUUGGUUAGCUUGAUGGAAACAUUCAAUGAGAAGGCCGAGCAACUGGUGGAGAUUCUGGAAGCCAAGGCGGACGGGCAGACCCCAGUGUCCAUGCAGGACAUGCUGACCUGCACCGCCAUGGACAUCCUGGCCAAGGCAGCUUUUGGGAUGGAGACCAGCAUGCUGCUGGAUGCCCAGAAGCCUCUGCCCCGGGCAGUGAGAGUGAUGUUGGAGGGCAUCUCCGCAUCCCGCAACACCCUGGCAAAGUUUUUACCAGGGAGGCGGAAGCAGCUGCGCGAGAUCCGGGAGAGCAUCCGCUUUCUGCGCCAGGUUGGCAAGGACUGGGUCCAGUGCCGCCGGGAGGCCCUGAAGAGGGGCGAGGACGUCCCCGCGGACAUCCUCACACAGAUUCUCAAAGCUGAAGAGGACGCCCAGGAUGACGAGAUUCUGCUGGACAAUUUCGUCACCUUCUUCAUUGCUGGUCACGAGACCUCCGCCAACCACCUGGCGUUCACGGUGAUGGAGCUGUCGCGCCAGCCGGAGAUUGUGGCAAGGCUGCAGGCCGAGGUGGACGAGGUCGUGGGUUCUAAGAGGCACCUUGACUGUGAGGACCUGGGGAGGCUGCAGUACCUCUCCCAGGUCCUCAAAGAGUCACUGCGGCUGUACCCGCCGGCCUGGGGCACCUUCCGCCGGCUGGAGGAGGAGACCUUGAUCGACGGGGUCAGAGUUCCUGGCAACACUCCGCUCCUGUUCAGCACCUACAUCAUGGGUCGGAUGGACACGUACUUUGAGGAUCCACUGACUUUCAACCCCGAUCGCUUCAGCCCCGGAGCACCCAAGCCUCGGUUCACCUACUUCCCCUUCUCCCUCGGGCCCCGCUCCUGCAUCGGGCAGCAGUUUGCUCAGAUGGAGGUGAAGGUGGUCAUGGCUAAGCUGCUGCAGAGGCUCGAGUUCCGCUUGGUGCCCGGGCAGCGCUUCGGGCUGCAGGAGCAGGCCACGCUCAAGCCGCUGGACCCCGUGCUGUGCACCCUGCGGCCCCGCGGCUGGCAGCCUGCGCCCCCGCCGCCGCCUUGCUGAGGGCGCCCGCCCCGGGGCUUCCAGCAGGAUCGGACUCCUGGGCGAGGGCCGCCGCCCUCCUCUGCCACCCCACCACCCUGCCCCUGUCCUUGGGGCACUCUCCAUGCUGGCUCCCAGUGGGCCCUCUGCCAACCGCCGUCUGCUUCACCCCCUCGGCGCUCCCCGCCACCUGCUGACCACCGUCCUCCUAACUCCCUCCUUGAACCUUGGCACAGGCCCUCCUCUGCCGAGACAACCUAACUCUUGCUCACUCCCUGAAGCCUUCUUCAGGUGUCACCUCCUCCGGGAAGCCCUCCCUGCCACCCCCGGCCGGCUGGGGCCCCUGCUCUGUGCUCCCCUGGUCAUCUGUGCUACCUCUAACACACACUGACCACACUGUAUUGGGAGUGUCCGUGGACAUGGCCGACCGCCCUGGCAGGCUGUGAGGGCCUCGAGGGCGGGGUCUGCGUGUGAUUUGUCUGAGUCCCCCUGGGCCCACCCAGGGCCCAGUACAGAGUCAAUGCUCAAUAAAUGUGUGAAGACUGCA
Messenger RNA from Trichechus manatus latirostris (Florida manatee), 2116 nucleotides. Its product is annotated as cholesterol 24-hydroxylase. Bases 88 to 1590 code for a protein of 500 amino acids. Lineage: Eukaryota; Metazoa; Chordata; Mammalia; Sirenia; Trichechidae. Gene Ontology annotation, molecular function: heme binding; iron ion binding; cholesterol 24-hydroxylase activity. The transcript is spliced from 16 exons. The record is from RefSeq and is a predicted model, not a curated record. Gene Ontology annotation, biological process: cholesterol catabolic process.